GUAGGUUAAGUUUUGUAAAUAAGAUACAAUAUCAUAAUUAUUCUUCUAUUAACUAUUAAAGUACUGUAGUAUUAAUAUAAAACUGUUUAGUUUUAAAUAAUAAUGCCACCCUUAGAUUCAAUGCAAGAAUUAGAUGAUAAAAGUAUUGAAAAUAUCGUAAGAUUUGUAACAGAUGUGCGGACAGGGAAACUCAAGGGGUCGAACAAAAUUGCUUCUGCAUCAGUGGAUCUUCUAGAACAGAUUAUUAUUGAAGCCUCAAAUACCAAUGCACUUUCAUUGAUAAAUGCAGUAAGAGGCGCGGGAAGGAGGUUGAUAAAUGCUCUUCCUCAGGAGCUAGUUGUGGCUAACAUGGUGAGAAGAGUCAUGCGGGCUAUUAGGGACGAGCAAAGAGCUCUCAUUAACCAGAGUAGUGAAUGCUCGGGGGAGUCUCUACAGCGGCUGGUGUUGGCUGCUCCGAGUCGAAGAGCAACACUGCCUUCCCACCAGGAUAUGAGGGAACCCAUCCGGGAUCACAUUGCUGAGCUCCAGGCAGAGUUAGAAGCCAGCACAUCGUCAAUCUGUGGCCAAGCAAAGGAGCAUAUACAUGCUGAUGAGUUGAUACUGACAUACGGAGCCAGUUCACUGGUGGAGAAGUUCCUCAAGGCUUGUGGGACAAAGAGGUUUAAACUGUUGCUUGUCGAGAGUCCAGAAGUCAAUGAGAGCGCAGCAAUGGCGGCAAGGUUGAGCGCGUACGGAAUUAACGUGACUCUGGUGAACGGAUGUGCCGUUGGAGCUCUUAUGUCUAGAGUCAACAAGGUGGUAGUGGGUGGUCGGGCGACGCUUGCGGGAGGUGCGGUACUCGGGGAGGGGGGCCUACUAACCAUCACCACUGUCGCCGCACACUUCACCGUACCAGUUAUAGUUCUGUCGCCUCUGUACAAGUUGUCACCCCUACAUUCAAGUGAUCACUCGCACUUCGAGGCGCUGGCACCUCCCUACACAGCACUGCCGUACAUGACUGGUGAGAGCGGUACUACGCAAGUAUUCGCCCCGGUCUACGACUUCGUCCCACCAGACCAUGUCACCUUAUUCAUCACCAACUUGAGUGGCAGCUCGCCGUCGUAUAUCUACCGCUUGCUGUCCGAGCUGUACGAUCCCAAUGAUUAUCAGAUUUAAGCAUACUGGCAAAUAUCUUUGGGCGUCGCGGAUUGACCUGAAAUAAGAAAUGUUUGAAUUUCAUAAUAAAGUCUACAGUUUCUGUUCAAUAACCUCGGAAUUAAUUUAUUCGCCUGGCAUAAAGCCAUC
Messenger RNA from Leptidea sinapis, 1284 nucleotides. It is a transcript of the gene eIF2Bbeta, whose product is annotated as translation initiation factor eIF-2B subunit beta. Gene Ontology annotation, cellular component: eukaryotic translation initiation factor 2B complex. The record is from RefSeq and is a predicted model, not a curated record. The transcript is spliced from 10 exons. Gene Ontology annotation, molecular function: guanyl-nucleotide exchange factor activity; translation initiation factor activity. The coding region runs from base 103 to 1155 and encodes 350 amino acids. Gene Ontology annotation, biological process: translational initiation. Lineage: Eukaryota; Metazoa; Arthropoda; Insecta; Lepidoptera; Pieridae.